CUCUAGCAAAGACAUAACGGCUUGACUAUCGACUAUCCUUUUAUAUCUACCCCGGAUCUUCUGCCACACACCACUUUUCUACCUUUCUGGCGUUGCUUAUACUGGGCAUAUACAACUCGAUUUCUGGCGCCGAAAAGUCCAACCUAGAGUGUCCUUCGAACAACAAAGAAGGAAGACGGCCAGCAUACCCAGGAGCGGCGAGCGGGUUCGCACUCUUUCACCAUGCCAAUCAAGUCCAAUUUCCCCGAUGUCAACCUCUCGGUCACUGACGUCUUUUCUCUUCUGUUUAAUCGAAAAGAUAGGCCUUUUCCCGAGACUCAAGUGAUUUUUCAAGAUGCCGAUCAUCUCGAAAGGCAAUAUACCUAUGCUCAACUCAAGCAGCUGAGUACCGAUUUCGGUAAAGGACUGAAGUCAGACUUUGGCUUCCGGAAAAGCGAUGUACUUGCUCUGUACGUUCCCAAUGACAUCGACGUCGGCCCUGUCGUCUGGGGUGCUUUGUGGGCUGGCGGCGUUGUUUCCCCGGCAAAUCCAGGUUACACCGUUCCUGAACUCGUCUACCAAUUGAGAGAUUCCGGUUCGAAACUGCUCGUCACGCAUAUAAGCGCACUCGAGAAUGCAAAGAAGGCAUGCAAGGAAGUCGGUAUCCCGGAGUCCAACAUACUUCUUCUAGGCAAAGAUGGUGAUCCAAGUCGGAAAUUCAAGCACUGGAAGUCGGUCCGCAACCAUGAUGGCACCUACCGCAUGAGGACGCCCAAGAUCUCGCCAAAAACCGAUUUGGCGUUUCUCGUAUAUUCUUCGGGCACGACUGGUCGCCCCAAAGGCGUCAAACUAACGCAUCACAAUAUGACGUCCAAUAUCGAACAGAUUUGGUCCGCGGAACCUCAUCUGACACACGACGGGUCUGGAAGGGUACCAGGCAUUCCUGAUGCACCGGAGGGCAAGGGCGACAAAGUCCUUGCGUGUUUACCUUUCUUUCACAUCUAUGGAUUGAACUGCCUCGUUCACUUGCCGGUCUAUACUGGUGUGCAUACGCUUGUGCUUGCCCGGUUCGACCUGGAGAAAUGGUGCCGUCUAGUCCAAGAGCAUCAAGUUACAUUCAGCUACAUUGUACCGCCGAUCGUACUAUUGCUGUGCAAGCAUCCCGUCGUGGACAACUACGACCUCAGCUCGCUUCGGAUGACCAAUUCAGGCGCAGCACCGCUUACGCGUGAUCUGGUCGAGGCGCUUUAUAAGCGGAAAGGUUUGCGUGUCAAGCAGGGAUACGGUCUGAGCGAGACCAGUCCUACGAUCUUCAUGCAGCGUUGGGAAGAUUGGAUGAGUGCGGUCGGAUCUACAGGCCAGAUGGUACCGAAUCUUCAAGCCAAGUUCUGCGCCGUCCCUGGCCCUGGAGAAGAGUCCGAUGGAAGUAAGGAGCUACCCCUAGGCGAGACGGGCGAACUCUACGUCAAGGGACCGAAUGUCUUCACAGGCUAUCACAACAACCCCUCUGCGACUGCGGAGUGUCUAGAAGACGGUUGGUUCCGGACUGGCGAUGUGGGUUUUCUGGAUAAGGACGGCAACUUGACCAUUACCGACCGCGUCAAGGAGUUGAUCAAGUACAAGGGAUUUCAGGUGCCGCCAGCCGAAUUGGAGGGCUAUCUGGCUAGUCAUGACAAGGUUGAUGAUGUCGCUGUGGUUGGCGUUGAAAGUGUUGAGCUUGGUACAGAGGUCCCGCGCGCCUAUGUUGUGCGGAAGGGCGGCAUGAGCGCUGUUCAACCCAACGACGCCGAGGAGAUUAUCAAGUGGAUGAACAAUAAGGUGGCAAAUCAUAAGAAAUUGCGUGGUGGUAUCAAGUUUGUGGAUGCUGUGCCAAAAAGCGUGUCAGGCAAGAUCCUACGAAGAGUACUGAAGGAGCAAGCGAAGAAGGAGUUUAAAGAAGAGGAGGAAGAGAGGGCGAGGGCGAAGAGGGCGGGCAAGCCGAAGCUGUAAUUAGUCUAGAAGUGAGGUUAUUCAGCUGCAGCGUGUACCUGGG
This is a messenger RNA of Exophiala xenobiotica, 2011 nucleotides long. RefSeq lists its product as uncharacterized. Lineage: Eukaryota; Fungi; Ascomycota; Eurotiomycetes; Chaetothyriales; Herpotrichiellaceae. The transcript is spliced from 2 exons. Gene Ontology annotation, biological process: secondary metabolic process. The record is from RefSeq and is a predicted model, not a curated record. Bases 223 to 1968 code for a protein of 581 amino acids. Gene Ontology annotation, molecular function: CoA-ligase activity.